GGACCUGAAAUCUCAGGCAAGGACUCUCCGGCCGUUAUAAAUACUCCCCUUUCCCAAAACCUCCAUUCUACACGGCCUCAUUUCCUGUUCCCAUCCCCCAACUCCCUUUUUUUUUUCUCCCUUCACGCCGCUUUUUAUUUUCUCAUCUUAGUUUAAGAAUUUCUGCAUCGGUAGGAUUUGAUUCAGGAUGACUAUCCUCGUUGAACAGCCAGAGUUUGGAAUUAAUGAGGUAGAGGAAAAGGGGAUCCAAAAGAAUGAAAGGGAAUUGGUAUUGGACGGGGGCUUUUCUGUGCCUCAGGCCAAUGCUUUUGGCCAAAAUUUUAGGGAUUAUGAUGCUGAAAGUGCAAGGCAACAAGGGGUUGAGAAUUUCUACAGGACCAAUCAUAUUUACCAAACAUAUGAUUUUGUAAAGAAGAUGAGAGAAGGGUAUGGGAAGUUGGACAAGGUGGAAAUGAGCAUAUGGGAAUGCUGUGAACUUCUCAAUGAAGUGGUUGAUGAAAGUGAUCCUGAUUUGGAUGAACCUCAAAUCGAGCACUUAUUGCAGACUGCUGAAGCCGUCAGAAAAGAUUAUCCUAAUGAAGAUUGGCUACACUUGACCGCCCUGAUCCAUGAUCUUGGGAAGGUUCUUAAUCUUCCGAGCUUUGGAGAGCUCCCUCAGUGGGCCGUUGUAGGUGACACAUUCCCAGUUGGGUGCGCUUUUGACGAAUCAAUUGUCCACCACAGGUACUUCGAGGAAAAUCCUGACUACGCUAAUCCUGCGUACAACACCAAAUGUGGAGUUUAUUCUGAAGGUUGUGGACUGGACAACGUGCUGAUGUCUUGGGGCCAUGAUGACUACAUGUAUCUGGUGGCCAGAGGGAACAAGACAACACUGCCAUCUGCUGGCCUUUUUAUCAUCAGAUUCCAUUCCUUUUAUGCAUUACACAGGUCAGGAGCAUACAAGCACUUGAUGAACGAGGAAGAUGAGCAGAAUCUCAAGUGGCUUCAAAUAUUCAAUAAAUAUGAUCUCUAUAGCAAGAGCAAGGUCAGAAUUGACGUGGAAAAAGUCAAGCCUUAUUACCUCUCUCUCAUCGACAAGUAUUUCCCGGCGAAGCUACGAUGGUGAAGAGUCAAAAAUUAGAUGAGUUGAAAAAAAAAA
Molecule: messenger RNA, 1138 nt
Organism: Coffea eugenioides
Lineage: Eukaryota; Viridiplantae; Streptophyta; Magnoliopsida; Gentianales; Rubiaceae
Product: inositol oxygenase 1-like
Exons: 11
Coding region: 188-1105 (305 amino acids)
Biological process (GO): inositol catabolic process
Cellular component (GO): cytoplasm
Molecular function (GO): iron ion binding; inositol oxygenase activity
Source: RefSeq, a predicted model, not a curated record